Penicillium pulvis is the source of this 1848-nucleotide messenger RNA. Its product is annotated as ankyrin repeat domain-containing protein. The transcript has a single exon. NCBI's taxonomy places the organism in Eukaryota, Fungi, Ascomycota, Eurotiomycetes, Eurotiales, Aspergillaceae. The record is from RefSeq and is a predicted model, not a curated record. Bases 1 to 1848 code for a protein of 615 amino acids. Gene Ontology annotation, molecular function: protein binding.
AUGGCAUACCAUCCCUUCCAUCAACCUCACUCUGACUUUGAAGGACAGGAUGUCGAGCCUAUUUUCAACGACACAGACGGAUCUCCAGUCUAUGACGAUCCUUACGGCGCGCUCAUGGGUUAUAUUGCCAGCAGGAACGAUGUUGCAGCUUUAAAACUCUAUCAAGACCAUCCGAAAACGAAAAUAUUCUGGGAAGGUUACGACAAUCCGUCCUGGCAUCCCUUACUUGUUGCUGAAGAAAGUGGUAGCUUCGAUGCACUUCGUCUAAUGCUAGAGAUCUACUUAGCGGAUCCGAGUUAUAUCGAGCCGCUUGACCAGUACCUGAAACGCAUUGACUUUUCUCCAAUCAAUGUGGCUUGCGCUGCAGCGCAGAAAGAGCUAAUGCUAUGGUUACUGGACCAUGCUCUACCUCAGGCGACAAUCCAUGAUCGGUUUAAAUGUGAAGAAACCCCACUCUUCAGCGCGGCACGCGGGCUCAAACGCGAUGAUGAUGAUUCUUCCAUUUGUGACGAUGCGAACCCUCCAAGGUCGAUGAAUAAGCAUGAAGAGUUUAUCUGCUUCCUUCUGGACCAGGGCUGUUCGGUCAGAGAUUCAAACAUCUACGUCAAACAGAGCGAAGAAGACCAGAAUUCCUCUAACCAAACUGCUGAGCUCGAAGGAACAGUCCUCGGCGCUGCCAUUCCUAAUGCUGGCUAUAAAAUGGUAUCUCGUCUGAUUGCGGAAGGAGCCGAGGUUCAUGCCUGUCAGAUAUGGCUCGAUCCUACAAAGACCGUGGGUGAAUGGUUCGAUCCUACCAAUGUCUUACGAAAAAGGAAAGGAGUGACUGCUUUGCAUAUAGCAAGCCUUAAUUGGAACCUUGAGGGGAUUCAUGCGCUGAUCGAUCAUCGCGGUGACUUGAGUGUGGCAGAAAUGGUCUCCAAGACGGACGAGAAUGGUCGAAUCCCUCUCCAUUGGGCUUUACUUGGGUAUUAUAAUGACCGGAAUACGAAUACCGACGAGAAUACCCAAACCGAAAUUCCGUCUCGGAUGAUGACCACUAUAAAACUUCUUCUUGAGGCCAAACCCGACACAAUCAACGCCCGAAGCCAACAAGGCGAAUCGGUAUUCAAUUUUGCAGUUCAAUGCCACGCGGGACCUGCGACCAUUAUUGCAAUUGUGGAUAUGCUUCUAGAUUUCAAACCGCUGGCUUCUACUUUCGAAUACCCCGACAUACUUAGCCGGACAGCUUUGCAGGAUGCAGUGGAUAAUCAUGCUGAUAGGUACGGCAGGAAUCGUGACGUUAAUCUUCAUGACGGUCAGCUUAUGCAAUUAAUCGAGAAGUUGCUGGCGAAAGGGGUCCCUGCUCGUUUAUCCCUACAUAGAUUAUGUGAUGGCGGUUGGAAUGAAGAACCCAUUGGUAUUCAUAUGAUUGACCGCUUGCUGGAGGGAGCUAGUAUUAACGACACCGAUGGCGAUGGGUGCACGGCGAUGCACUAUCUAGUUCGAGAUUUGGAUCAGAUCGACGCUAUUCGCUAUCUGAUCAGCCUGGAGGCGGAUGUGAACGUGAUCAAUCACAAGGGGAAUACGCCUCUUCACGAAGUGAUGAAAAGUACAAUGAUUAGAAGGAUGGGUGAGGAUGGAUUGCCUGAUCCUUCGCAGCCCCUAGACAGCCCCUACACAACACGGGAGGAGUUGAUUAAAAUGCUGGUGGACGCUGGAGGCUCGAUGAAUCAGCCAAAUAAAGUAGGACACACCCCAGCCCACCUACUUGAUGAGCUCAACGAGCGAAGAAGACGGAAGGCAGAUGCCGAUAGGCAGAGGGCCCAGCGUGGACGCGGCCGUGGACGCGGCUGUGAAUCUCAGCGUUGA